Messenger RNA from Oncorhynchus tshawytscha (Chinook salmon), 1506 nucleotides. RefSeq names its product BAH and coiled-coil domain-containing protein 1. The record is from RefSeq and is a predicted model, not a curated record. NCBI's taxonomy places the organism in Eukaryota, Metazoa, Chordata, Actinopteri, Salmoniformes, Salmonidae. Bases 679 to 1506 code for a protein of 275 amino acids. The transcript is spliced from 4 exons.
GUUUCUCCCCCGCUCUGACCACAUCCACUAAAGUCCCUCCACAGGCACGCAGUGUGCAGAGUGUUGGAGGCGUGUAGUGCUGACACUUUCCCCCAGCCCUCCAGUCCUGCUCUGGCCUGGCUCCAGCUACAGCCUGGCUCUCUGGUUCUGAUCAGACGGGCCCCCGCGCUCCAGUCCCUGGGGGGUCCAACUCUCCCACUCCACCCCCUCCAGAACACAAAGAGAGAGGGGGCCAGCUAAACUCUUGUCCUCCCACCACAGUUGUUUCCAAACCAACAGGAAUUUGGCUACCAGUUCCUUUAAUGUUUUCAAGAUGACUCUGACUGUUCUGAGGAAAUCCCCCCAUUUUAGUAGCCAUUUGAAAUUCCUUUUUGUUUUUAUUGCGAGGAAGUACGCACCGAGUUCCUCAGUCGGCUCCCAGGCUUCGUUCUGUGCAGUCUGUCAGUCAGUCUCUCUCUCUCUAGUGACUUUUCCAGGGUUGAGUUGCUGGGUUCAACUCAGAGCUGUUUGUCUGGGACUAUUUCUGCAGUCUGGUUAGUUUCAGUGUUCGUCUGGGUUCCUGUGACUGUGACAUGGUAUUACUGUGAUAGGACACGUCUGUUGUUCUGAAAUCAACUGAAGGACAGGAUUGGAAUAUUCCACUGACCAGAGAGCAAAGAGUCUGCUGCCACUAACAGUAUGUUCUUACUGGGUAGUGGUCUGAUGGGGAACUCCUCUGCCUCCUUCAUGGGUACGUUCCUGGCCAGCAGUCUGGGCUCGUCCUCCCACCCCUCUCACCCCUCCCGGCCCCCCUCCUCACCCUCUUCACCCGGAUCCUUCCGUGGUGGACCCCACUCCAGCGCCUCUCAGAUCUGGUUCCCUCACUCACACGAAGCAGCCCCGGGGUAUCCUCGAUUCUCAGGGAGUCUUGCCCACACCUUCCUUCCCAUGAGCCACUUGGAUCACCAUGCCAACAGCGGCGUCCUCUACGGGCAGCACCGUUUCUACGACACCCAAAAAGAGAACUUCUAUCUAAGAAGCCUUCCGUCCCAGCCCCCUCUCAUCUCAGCCAAUCACAGUCUUCCACCCAUCUCCAGGGCGGGGCCGGGACACCCUCAGGGCUCCUGCAGUCGGGACAUGGACCCAGGGGGCGGAGUCAGCCUACACAAGGGCCUGAAGGAGGGGUCCGUCGAGAGAGGGGUGGUCCCCAGCACCAAGGACAAGGAGAGGCCCAGCAGCAAACAGGAGGUCAAGGAGCGUCAGCAACACCACAGCCACCACCCCCAACCCUCACAUCCACACCACCACCACCCACACCCCGGCCACACACAGCCCCACCCCCACCAGCAGCACCCCCAGUACCCCCAGCACCCGGUCUCCCUGGAGGAGGUCAAUAGCAGAGCUCUGGAGAGGCACAUGGAGCACCAACAGACCCUAGGAAUGACCAGAACCCUCAGCGCCUGCCUGCUCAACGGAAAGAUGCAGAACGGGGGGGACUCUGGGACGGGGGAGCCAAGGCUUCCAUGA